GAAUCCACGUGUUGAACUUACCCUCUCAGAGCUCCAAGAUAUGGCAGCUAGGCAACAGCAGCAAAUUGAAAAUCAGCAGCAAAUGUUGGUUGCCAAGGAACAACGUUUACAUUUUCUAAAGCAACAGGAACGCCGCCAGCAGCAGUCUAUUUCUGAAAACGAAAAGCUUCAGAAACUGAAAGAACGAGUUGAAGCCCAGGAAAACAAGCUGAAGAAAAUUCGUGCCAUGAGAGGACAAGUUGAUUACAGCAAAAUCAUGAACGGCAAUCUAUCUGCUGAAAUAGAAAGGUUCAGCGCCAUGUUCCAGGAAAAGAAGCAGGAAGUACAGACUGCAAUUUUAAGAGUUGAUCAGCUUAGUCAGCAAUUGGAAGAUUUAAAGAAAGGAAAACUGAAUGGGUUCCAGUCUCAUAACGGCAAGCUGACAGGACCAGCAGCGGUGGAAUUGAAGAGACUUUACCAAGAACUGCAGAUUCGUAACCAGCUUAACCAGGAACAGAAUUCAAAACUCCAGCAGCAGAAGGAACUCUUAAAUAAGCGCAACAUGGAGGUGGCCAUGAUGGACAAGCGAAUCAAUGAAUUGCGUGAACGUCUUUAUGGCAAAAAAAUCCAGUUGAACCGUGUGAAUGGCACAUCAUCACCGCAGUCUCCCCUGAGCACAUCUGGCAGGGUUGCCGCUGUGGGGCCUUACAUCCAAGUUCCAAGUGCUGGAAGCUAUCCUGUCCAAGGGGACCCUAUAAAGCCCCAAUCUCUAACUAUUGCCUCAAGUGCUGCCCAUGGGAGAUCUAAAUCUGCUAAUGAUGGAAGCUGGCCAACAUUAAAGCAGAAUUCUGGCUCUUCGAUGAAGCCGGCGCAGAUGGCCAAUGUGGAUUGGAAGGACCCAGGCGUGGAGGGGGCUCUAAAGCAGGGUGCAAUCUCAAGCCAGCCUCUGCCCUUGUCUGCACUGGGAGCCACAGAGAAGAUGGGUGUGGAUAUUGGUAAAGGACCACCUCCCAUCCCUGGUGCAGGCAAGCCGCUGCCUCCAAGCUAUGGAACAUACCCAAGUCCUGCACCCCUGGGCCCAGGAUCAGCAAGUUCCCUGGAGAGGAGGAAAGAAGGCAGCUCACCCAGACCCAGUGCAGGCCCACCCAGCCGGCCGAAGCCUGCCCCGCUGCCCCCUACAGCCAGUGUCCCACAGCCAGGCUCCUCACAGCAGAUCCAGCAGAGGAUUUCUGUGCCUCCAAGUCCUACAUACCCGCCAGCAGGGCCCCCUGCCUUUCCAGCUGGAGAUGGUAAACCCGAACUCCCACUGACGGUGGCCAUUAGGCCCUUCCUGGCUGAUAAAGGAUCAAGGCCACAAUCUCCCAGGAAAGGACCCCAGACGGUGAAUUCAAGUUCCAUAUACUCUGUGUACCUCCAGCAAGCCACACCACCUAAGAAUUACCAACCAGCAGUGCAUGGCACCUUAAACAAGUCAGUUAAAGCAGUGUAUGGCAAGCCUGUCCUACCAUCCGGGUCAACAUCUCCUUCGCCCUUACCCUUCCUUCAUGGGUCACUGGGCAUAAGCACCUCACAGCCUCAGCCAUCUUCAGAAUGUGCUGAGAAAGAGCCAGAGCAGGAGGGCCCUGCUGCACCUGGAGAGGGCAGCUCGGUGGAGAGCCUGCCUCGGCCACUCAGCCCCACCAAGCUCACACCCAUCGUGCACUCACCGCUGCGCUACCAGAGUGAUGCGGACCUGGAGGCCCUGCGCAGGAAGCUGGCCAAUGCACCCCGGCCCCUGAAGAAGCGCAGCUCCAUCACAGAGCCAGAGGGCCCCAGUGGACCCAACAUCCAAAAGCUGCUGUACCAGCGCUUCAACACCCUGGCUGGUGGCAUGGAAGGCACCCCUUUCUACCAGCCCAGCCCCUCACAGGACUUUGUGGGCACCUUGGCUGACGUGGACAAUGGAAACACCAACACCAAUGGCAACCUGGAUGAAUCUACUUCUGCCCAGCCCACGGCCCCACUCCCUGAGGAGCCUGCCCCAUCCUCAGAUGCCAACGAUAAUGAGCUACCUUCCCCUGAACCUGAGGAACUCAUCCGUCCCCAAACCACCCACCAAACUGCUGAGCCCGCAGAGGAUAACAACAACAAUGUGGCCCCAGUCCCCUCCACAGAACAGAUCCCAAGCCCUGUGGCUGAAGCCCCAUCUCCGGGAGAAGAACAAGUCCCUCCAGCACCUCUUCCCCCUGCCAUCCACCCACUGGCAGCCUCAAUGAGCAAGCGGACCAACCUGAAGAAGCCCAACUCCGAGCGGACAGGGCAUGGGCUGAGAGUACGCUUCAACCCCCUGGCACUGCUGCUAGAUGCUUCUCUGGAAGGAGAGUUUGAUCUGGUGCAGAGGAUAAUCUAUGAGGUGGAGGACCCCAGCAAGCCCAAUGAUGAAGGGAUCACCCCACUACACAAUGCGGUCUGUGCCGGCCAUCAUCAUAUUGUGAAGUUCCUGCUGGACUUCGGGGUCAAUGUGAAUGCUGCUGAUAGUGAUGGAUGGACACCACUACACUGCGCAGCCUCUUGCAACAGCGUGCACCUCUGCAAGCAGCUGGUGGAGAGUGGAGCUGCCAUCUUUGCCUCAACCAUCAGUGACAUCGAGACUGCCGCGGACAAGUGUGAGGAGAUGGAGGAAGGCUACAUCCAGUGUUCCCAGUUUCUGUAUGGGGUACAGGAGAAGCUGGGAGUGAUGAACAAAGGUGCAGUCUACGCCCUGUGGGACUACGAGGCCCAGAACAGCGAUGAGCUGUCCUUCCACGAAGGCGAUGCCAUCACCAUCCUGAGGCGCAAGGACGAAAGCGAGACUGACUGGUGGUGGGCUCGGCUCGGGGACCGGGAGGGCUAUGUGCCCAAAAACCUGCUGGGGUUGUAUCCACGGAUCAAGCCCAGGCAGCGAACACUUGCCUAAGCUUCCCCCUGGAGCACCACGGUCUUGCUGGCUCCCAGGAGCUGCUGGAGAGGAUCAGCUGUCCGGGGAAAGCUGACGCUAGGAUGGCUUCAUGGUGCUCACUUUAGCAGACACCACCCACAAUGUGAAUUCCUGCACUUCCCAGGUGAGGCCUUCUCCAGUCCACCGCAGCUGGGAGAGGUACUUUUGCUUCCAAGAGGACCGAGUUUUGCCAAUUACUGUAAAUCCAAAUAAACACCCAGCUUUCA
Messenger RNA from Urocitellus parryii (Arctic ground squirrel), 3162 nucleotides. NCBI's taxonomy places the organism in Eukaryota, Metazoa, Chordata, Mammalia, Rodentia, Sciuridae. The record is from RefSeq and is a predicted model, not a curated record.